Molecule: messenger RNA, 1846 nt
Organism: Mustela erminea (ermine)
Lineage: Eukaryota; Metazoa; Chordata; Mammalia; Carnivora; Mustelidae
Product: translation initiation factor IF-2-like
Exons: 2
Coding region: 18-635 (205 amino acids)
Source: RefSeq, a predicted model, not a curated record
GGUAGGGACGCUGCCCGAUGGCCGGGGACGCCAUGGUCAUGCCGGCCGAGCGCGGCGGCUCGCAGCAGUGGCGCGGCUCCCGAGUCAGCCUCGAGAGAAGGGCGGCCCCGCACGAGCGCGCCUUUAAAGGGACCGCAGCUGCAGGGCGGGGCGAGGCGGGCGGGGGCGGGGAGACCGGCGCGCUGCAGGAAGGCGCCGGGGGAACUACCGAUCCGCCGAGCGGCGGGGAGCCCGGGCGAGCGCGGGUUUCGGGGUGUCUGCGGGAAGCAGACCCGACGACUGGGGCAGCUCAAGAGGAGUUGCUGUCGGGACCGUCAGCCUUCAGCCCUUCCUCCUUCGCUCUCCCACCACCUCCAUCACUAGGUCCCCGCCUCCACCGCACCCCCGCACCCCAACACGCCCAGGUGAGGGAGCGGGCGGCAGGGAAGGGCUUGGGAACUAGCUGGGGAUGGGUCUAUGGAGAGGUCCCCGGGCCAGGUGUCCGCGCGCCCCCCUCCCGCUUCUCCUGCCCACAGGAGGGUGUGCGCCCUGGCGCCCCUUCGCCGCCGCCUCCAGGCCAGCCGGCCGCGCGUGGGUCGGGCAGGCCUGGCCGGCGCUCCGGCUCCCGCAGCAGCGCCGAGUCGCGUGACUCCUAGGGACGCGCGACCGGGGACGCUUCCGAGGCUGACCGCGGGAAGCCGCCUCCGCGGCCGGCUAGGCUGUCAGCCUGCGACUUUCACUCUUGCUGGAUUUCCCCUCCCUGGGCGGCCCUGCCUGGAACCACUGUGGAAACGCCAGCCCCGAAAGCCCCACGCUGCCUUAGGGACGGACAGCUCAGUUGUGACGGACUCCUUCUGCUAGAGCCAGAGCCGGCUUCAUAGCUUCCAUUUGAAUGCUCUGAUUUCACCAUCUUGAAAGUCUUAAUAAUUUUUGAAUUAUUAUUCAAAAAUUAAUAACAUUUCAAUAAUUUCCAGCAUUUUUUCUUUACACUGGGUCCCACAAAUUACGCAGCAGGUCCUGAUCGUCUCACGUGGGCGGAGAACAGGACUGCUGGGUCUUUAAACAGGCCAGGUGCUUGAUCCGGGGCCCUCUCCGGCCUCUACAGUUGUUUGUUUGUUUGUUUUUGUUUGGUUUUUGUUGUUGUUGUUUUUUGGGGUUUUGUGGGGGGUUUUUUGCCUGUAAAUUAGUUUGGGGCUGGGAAGACAAGCCCCAAAUGAUCACGGGUGAUCACGGACUAUCCUUUUACAACUUGGGGUUCAGUUUGGUUGAUUUAACAGAGGUCGCCAGCCACCAACUUUGGAAAUAAGCUAAAUUCCUCUCGACCUGAGACGCAUCCUCUUCUUCCCAGGCCAGGGAUGGGACUCCCCCUAGUGUCUGGCAGGGGAAUCUCCACUUUUGCUUUUUCUUUCACCUUGGAGAUAAUUUUUAGGUAAUUCCUGAAAUUUCAAGAAUCAAGUGGUCAGGGAAUUCCCAGACCGCUUCGGUCCAUGGCUUUUCCUCCGUGGUGGCGGCAGUCAGAGAGUGGUCCUCAUUUGUAGUGGAGGACAUGUGCUGGGUCCCCAGGUCUCACCAGAGGCUGGUGCUUCUCACCUGAGGAGGUGAUUUCCGGGCACAAGGGAAAAGAGCCAACCUCACAGUGCUCCAGAGCAGAAGGAACUGAGAUGAGGGAGGGUGCACGAUGAACCACCCCUUUUACUCCCCUCCCCCACCUUUCUGCUUCUCCCUCUGAACCUUGCUUUCCCUCUCAUCAGUGGUUUCCAACUUUGGCGGGCAAUCCGCUGGAGGGCUUGUUAAAUCCCAAAUUACUGGCUCCACGGCCGGAGUUUCUGAGUCAGUAGGAGUUUAGGGCUGAGGUUUGAGAUGUUGC